UUCCACCCUGGGGUGCACUGGCGUUCACGGAAUGAUGACGUGCAGGGUGCCUCUUGCUUGCGAAUCCCCACAACUACUCUCGCUAUGACGUUCCGCUCUCUUUCGUUGGGGUAGAUUCUCGUUUCUGCACAUUUUCUAGUGUUUCGUUUACCUGUCUUCGAAUCUCCGGUACGCACUUCCGAACAAGAUGAUAGAUGCGCUGCCGGCACCUGUUGCGCCUUGCUUCUUCAUUCAGUCGCGUCCCCGGCAUGCAUGCAGCCAUCCAGAUUCCAGAUAUAUCACAGCCCUACGAGACAUGCACUUUACAUUGAACACACACCCCAGCGUUAUUUCAGUCUGCCCACCUGAACACACAGUACAAGAUCAGACCACCUUAGUCGCGAACGUGAAACAAAAAUACACGUGUGCAAUUUAUUCCCCCGUGCCCCGUGGGGUAUCGCCCACUUCAAGGCAACGCGAUCCGCAGGAGCAACCGCGCCCACGCGUCGGCCGGUCCGCGACCUCUCCGAAUCGGUUGCGAAGUCAACCUUGCCCUAUGCUGCUAUUCUUGCUUCUGUGCAACUCGCAGCGGGGGACGAACACAUGCGACGCUCGCGCCUCGCGCACGGCGCCCGCCGCUAGGUGCUCAAAUCUAAGAACGAGUACGGUGCCCCCCUCCUCAGGGUCCACCUAGGAGAGGCUAAUUGUGCGUAUAUGCCAAACGCAAAGCUUUAUCUAAAACAACACGAUCUGAUUCACCUUUGAAUAUCUCGUCGACCUUAUUCCGUGGCGCCGUUCUGAGUGUCGUGUACAACCCCAAGCACAACGUCAAGACUCAAAUCCGCCAUAGGAGACUCCGAGCGCUUGACUCAUCCCACACGACAUCCGGCCAUAGACCCACC
Coniophora puteana RWD-64-598 SS2 is the source of this 881-nucleotide messenger RNA. RefSeq lists its product as uncharacterized. The transcript is spliced from 2 exons. The record is from RefSeq and is a predicted model, not a curated record. The coding region runs from base 188 to 673 and encodes 161 amino acids. NCBI's taxonomy places the organism in Eukaryota, Fungi, Basidiomycota, Agaricomycetes, Boletales, Coniophoraceae.